Chenopodium quinoa (quinoa) is the source of this 1458-nucleotide messenger RNA. Its product is annotated as protein FAR1-RELATED SEQUENCE 5-like. Bases 1 to 1458 code for a protein of 485 amino acids. The record is from RefSeq and is a predicted model, not a curated record. The transcript is spliced from 2 exons. NCBI's taxonomy places the organism in Eukaryota, Viridiplantae, Streptophyta, Magnoliopsida, Caryophyllales, Amaranthaceae.
AUGGAAUCUGAGGAAGGCGGUGACGGUGUAAAUUAUAGUGGUAAUUUUGUCACCGAUACGUUUUUUCCUACAUUUGACGAUGCAGUUACAUGGGCUGAUGGUGUUUCCAUAAAAUUGGGAUUUAUAUUGGUGAAAUCGUCUUAUAACAAAACCAGAGAUGGUCGGCCGUAUCGGUAUUUGCGAUGUGAUCGGUCACGAAGGAGCAAGCCGAGAGAUUUGGAGAACGCGAUACGGAAGGACACCAAAACCAAAGCUAAUGGUUGUCCAUUCUACAUCAAGAUAUAUUAUGAUGUGAGCACCGAAAGUUGGAAGAUCAUUGCGAAAAAUGAUCACACCGGGACACAUAACCACCCAAUGAUUGUGUACCCAGAGGGUCACCGUAAAGUGAGCGGAUUGAGUCCGGGUGCAAAACAGGUUGUGCAGGACAUGACAAAGUCCAAGGUUGCUCCCCGUAACAUCAUGUCCACUAUUGCCGAGCAAUUUUCUGAUGAUCAUCCAAACAUCCGACACAUUUACAAUUGCCGAAAUGACUUCAGGAUGGAGAUGUCUGAAGGAAGAGGAGUUGUUCAGCAAUUUCUUCAUCUGGCGAGAGAGAGUAAAUACAUUUACUGGGUCACGAACGAUGAUCACAACGUUUUGCAACAUGCAUUUAUGGUGCACCCGAUCAUGGUCAACAUACUUCGCACAUACCCACAUGUCAUAGGUAUGGAUUCUACUUACAAGACCAAUCGAUAUAACAUACCUUUCUUUGAGGUUGUAGGCGUGACACCGACAAACCAGAAAUUUCUAGUUGGAUAUGUUUUCAUGCGCAACGAGUGCACGGCUAGUUAUCGGUGGGUGUUGCAGAGAUUAAGGGAGUUGAUUGGGUUUGAUAUAGAGCCAUCUGUAUUUAUUUCAGACCGUGAUCUUGGGCUUUGUGCGGCUUUGAGAGAAGUCUUUCCAGGGACGUCACAUUUACUCUGUCUAUGGCACAUCAACAGAGAUGUGGAGGCUAAGGUGACGAAGAUGUUUGGAAACAAGACGGUUGGUGUCAGUUUUAGAGCUGGGAGAUGGUUCAAAAUCAUGAAUGCAACAACACAGGCGAAGUAUGAUCGUGCUCUAACUGCCAUGCAAGUGAGGUGGGGAAAAUAUCCGGAAGUGAUUCAGUAUGUUCAGAGAACAUGGCUUUGUCAUAAGGAGAAAUUUGUGAAAUUUUGGACGAACCAGAUUCUUCGUUUUGGUAACACCACCAACUGCAUAGUUGAGAGCCAACAUUCAGCAGUGAAAACUUGGUUUGAAUCAUCCACAGGUGCUUUGGAUACCGUAUGGGCCCGAGUCCAUUGUCAUAUUGGUAAUCGCAUCAUACAAAUUCGUAAUGAGUUGGAGGCAUCAAGGUCUAAAAUUGGUCAGAUGUACAGACAGUUGCCACUGCCACGUAUGAAUGGCAAAGUGUCAACAUUGCUUGAAAGUUCUGGAUAA